Messenger RNA from Rotaria sp. Silwood2, 645 nucleotides. Lineage: Eukaryota; Metazoa; Rotifera; Eurotatoria; Philodinida; Philodinidae. The record is from the annotation of a GenBank genome assembly.
AUGGUAUCUCCAUCAAAUGGGAGCCGUCGAAUACUCUCGGAGAUCAAUCGAUUGACCAAUGAUCCAGAAGUGAAAUCAUAUUUUCAUUAUGAAAGUUCUGGUUAUGAAAAUAAUGACCCAAGUAACCGAUUCGUUAUAUAUGGAUAUAUAUUACCACGAACUUUUCCAUAUAAGUAUGGUUCAUUCAAAGUAAAAAUUAGACUACCUGAUGCAUUUCCAUUUGAAAUGCCAGAGGUAGUAUUUGUAACACAAAUAUAUCAUCUACAGACUACGCAUUGCGGUGCAGAAUUAUGGGGCCAUUGUUGUGUUAGAUGCGAAAAUUGGAGGCCAACGACGACUGUAUCUGAACUGAUUAAGACUGUCGUAGAUAGAAUCGAUCAAACUGAUGCUGCUGCAGUUUCUAAUCCUAGAAAUUUUGAAGCUCAUUCGCACUACAUGAGGGACAACGAUGACUAUUGGAAGACCGUGAUGAAUAUGAUUGAAAAGCAUGCGUAUCGACGAACAGAUGAACCGGUAAUGUCAUUAAAAUUCAUGGCAAAACGAAUCUUACGUAGACAGAUUGAAUUUGAUUCUGAAAAAAUGAAUCGACUUCCAUUACCCGGAGUUUUGCGACAGUACCUUCAAAUACCAUUCGACCAGAAUUAA